AUGCAGAUCACUGAUGUUGGCUUAGAAGAUGCGGGCGAAUACAAAUGCGAGGCGCAAAGUAUACUGGGAAAGAAUGAAAAAACUGCAAGUCUUGUUGUUCAAUGUAAGUUGUAUAUUUUUCACGUUUUCCUUUUUAUUUCGUGUUCACAUGAACAAAACGUAUCACCGAGGAAUGCGUUUUACUCUAAGAAUAACUUAAAUCCAUCUAGUUUGUAAAGUGGCCGAAAUUGUAACUUUAUUUUAACGGUACUAACGACUUACGAAAUUAUUCACAGCUCCACCCCAAGUUUCACUUUCUCCGGGCCCAACCUACAUUGAAAUGGGAAAGAACAUCACUUUACCAAAAUGUCACGUGACAAGCUUUCCACCAGCAGUGAUUACUUGGUCCAAAUUUAACGAUGGCUUAGCGCAGUCCAGGACUGUUGUGAAAGAUGGACAGCUGACUAUAUUACAUGCGAAAAUGGCAGACUUUGGUUCAUACGAAUGUAAAGCGUCAAAUAUUUUAGGACAUGUCUCAGCUUGGACACACCUAACUGUCUUUCAGCUGCCACGUUUUACAAAAACACCACCUGCACGGCUUUAUGUUGAAAAGAGCAAAACCAUUUCAGUCCCCUGUCAGGCUACUGGUCACUCUCAACCAAAAAUCACGUGGUUAAAAGAGGUAGGCAAUCUUCCUGUGGGCAGAUCACAAGUCAGUCACGAUGGAACACUUCAAAUCAGUAACACAAAAGUGGAAGACUCAGGCACUUAUAUCUGUACAGCAACGUCCAACAAAGUGUAUAAGGCGGUCACUGGAAUGAAAUUGACUGUUAAUGGUGGUGAGUCUACCCUGUGUUUCCUAUAUUCGGGUUUUAUUUGUUAUAAUUAUUGCUUUUUUGUAGUUAUUAUAACCUUUAUUAUUACUAUUAAUAAUGGUGUUAUUCCUAAUGUUAAUGUCAUUAUUAUAGUUAUUUUUAGCAUUAUUAUUAUCAUUACAAUUGUAGUUAUUAUAAUUAUUAUUGUUAUUAUUAUUUCAUUAAUUGUUAUUUUUAAAAUCCAUCCCAGCUCGAUACGAACCCGAAGUCUGUGCAGAUCAUUUUAAUAAAGUGGUGUAGAUACCAAAACAAAACAUAGAAUGCAGGUUUUAUGAUACCAUGCGAAUAAGCUUUAAUAUUUAUUCGAUUCACUCCCAUUUAGAAUGUGAUCCUGUUGGUGUGGAGGACAGUGACACAAUUCCAGAUGCCGCACUUAAAGCAAGCACAUUCUAUAAUGGAAAUUAUCAUCCAUACUACGGCCGACUAAAUGAAACCAGGGGAAGGGGAGCGUGGUGUCCUCGGACUAAAUUCGAUAGAACAGACUAUCUUCAAGUUGAUAUGGGUGCAGUGCCGUCCGUUUGUGCUGUGGCUACCCAAGGAGCACCGCUUGUUCGCGAAUGGACCACCAAGUACAAAUUGCAUCUAGCAACAGAUGGUGUAACUUGGAAAACUUACAAGGAAUCAAAUGUUGAAAAGGUUUGGAAAUGCCAAAGAAUGAUGGGUUAAUUUGAUCGGCAGCUAUAAAUAACGGCUAUAGGCCCUUGUGGAGUCCGAUUCGGUCUGCGCAUUAAACGAGUAAUUUACAAAAUCGGUCUGCUGCAUUCAAGAGUGUGAUGUAUGCGUUACUGACCAAGCGUGGGGUCAAGAUACCUAAGUGUUAGCCGAGUUCUUUUAUUUUUUUUAAUUUUAAUUUUUUGCGUUUUUAUAGACCGAGAUGAAGUCAAGGUCUUUUAAAGGGCAAAAAAAUGAACGAGACUAAUAUUCAACCAUCUCGACCUCACGCUUGCUCAAUGAAGGAUUUAUUAUAUGGCAAAAACACUCCGCUUGAAUAAGAAUUUUAAAAAAAGCCAACUUUAUUUGUAGCACAAUAAACCCACGAGAGUCGUUUAGUUUUUCUAUGUUUUGCCUAUCUUCUGACGCUUUUUGCGACUCCAUUACCGACAUUGUCAAAAAAUUACGAACUUUGUGAGUCUACUCCACGAAACUUAUUUUCUUGCGCGGAAUCGGAACGGCUAAUCCAGAGCAGGCAAGAUGGGCCAAUCUUGCUCUCCCAGAUAGACAGACAGAACAUAGGUUAGGCUCCAUAGUGCCCACAGGCGCUGCCAGCUGCAUUGUAACUAUCGUUAUUUACGAGUGUGAUCACCGAACGGCGGGAUAAAAUUCUUGUGAUCAACUUGCCAAAACUAUUGCAAAAUUUAGACAAAAUAUCUACUGAUAAACUCAUCCAUAAAUAACAAAUUUUUUUUGAGAGAGAAAUGGAAAAAUGGACCCAAUAGCGGUCUCAAAUAAUGUGAUAAAGAUCCAAGUUCAACAACAACAAUUUCCUUCGCUGUAAAGCUAUCGGAAUUAUCUUACACGUGUUUUAUUGCGGCUAGAUUCAAGAGAAAGCUCACAACUCUAUCAUAGACUUUUCUUUAACUUUCAGUCUCAGCGUCUGUGCUGGAGGAACGGUGUACUUUAGAUUCUAUCGCAAAAUCCUCUCACUAUAAACCUGCAUUUUGUGUUGCUUGACUGUAGGGCUUUCUCGUUAUGAAUAAUGACUCUUUUCCUCUUCCAGGUGUUCCCAGGAAACUCAGACCAAAACAGCGUCGUAAAACAUUCCCUCACUACUAACGUCAUGGCCAGAUACGUUCGUUUCUAUCCCGUCACGUACUACACGUUUCCAUGUUUAAGAGUUGAAAUAUUCAUGCGAAAAUGAUGGCAAUUUUACAUUAACUUUUCUCAUCUAACUCAGUGCACAAAUAUGACACAAUGACAAACUUGCAUGAGUAGUUCAUGCCCAUAGGAAACUUACGAAUCUACCAAGCGAAUGGCGGGAUAAUUUGAUAAGCAACAACACAUACUAAAGCAGAGUACAUAUUUCCAUUUAAACUCUAAUCCGUGAUCACAGAGUAAGGAUCUGAUUCACUUAAUGCAUUGAAAAAACCACACAAUGCUUUACUUUUUUAAUUACAAGGUAUUUUCACUGAGCGCAAGCCUUGUAUGCAAAUCAUCGCUAGGAGUUCUGGGUAUCAACUGCUUCAGGUUCAGCUUCAAAUCAUUCAGUGCUUAAGUUAGCUUCGCCAAUCCUUCUUUUCACAGUCUAGCAGCACGUUAUAACUACACUGGCCGACUACCAGCUAAGAGUGCUCUGAGUCUGGCACACUUAAAAGGAGGGAAAAAAAGAUAUAAAAAGACAAAGGGGUAAUGAAAUAAGUGAAGAAGCUUCAUCAUCCUGAGACAAAUUACCGCAGCGAUUUUAAUACAGUUAUCUGGUAAUGAUCCGAAAUGAGAUAAAUCCAAACGAAAUUAGUUUUUUCUGCUAAAUCGCGAUCAAGUAUAAAAAUAUUUGGUAUUAUCAACUAAGUUGAUAACGUAAAUUGGCCACUAUCGGGAGUUUCAAAGCCUUCGUCAGAGUGAAGGGCUAACCUUUCUUACUCUGCAUAUUGAUAAACUUCCUCAGGCAAAGAAUGCUGAGGAAGGCUAUCAAUAUACAGUUGAAGCGUCGCGAUCCACAUCCAAGGUUACUACAUUGUAAGGAAA
Messenger RNA from Pocillopora meandrina, 3536 nucleotides. NCBI's taxonomy places the organism in Eukaryota, Metazoa, Cnidaria, Anthozoa, Scleractinia, Pocilloporidae. The record is from the annotation of a GenBank genome assembly.